Molecule: messenger RNA, 1944 nt
Organism: Microdochium trichocladiopsis
Lineage: Eukaryota; Fungi; Ascomycota; Sordariomycetes; Xylariales; Microdochiaceae
Exons: 2
Coding region: 1-1944 (647 amino acids)
Source: RefSeq, a predicted model, not a curated record
AUGUCUCCGGAACGCUUCAACCAGCAGCAGCAGCAGCUCCCAGAGUCGCCCCUCUUCGCGUCCAUCCGGUCCUCUGAGAACCACAGGAGCCUGCGGGACAGCGAGGUACACGAUAAGAUCCGCCAGUUCAACAACCUCGCGACUGGCUCCGUCGGACACAUGGCCAUGAGCAAGCAGCUCGAGCGCAAGACGGCCGACGCCGCGCUGCGCCGCGCCAUGCUCGGCCGCGAGGAGGCCGAGACCGAGAUGCGCAGGUAUCGCGAGGAGGCGCGCGCCCUGAGGGCUGCCGUCGAGGAGGGCCGCGAGCGCGAGCGCAAGGUCGGCGAGAGGCUCGAGACCGUCAUGGAAAACUAUGGCCGGGCCAAGGAGACAUUUUCACACACACAAUCUCUCUGGGAAAAGGAGAUCCGACGAGCACGGAAAGAGACGUUCAAGUCGCAAUCCUCAAUAGUGAAGCUCCAGGAGGAGCUCAAGUCCGCACGGGCCGUCACCAAGAGUGCUGAAGAAGCACUCGAGCGGGAAAAGGAGCGCAGCAAGGCCCGCGAGCAAGAGGCCUUCUCGGCCAGAUAUCAGAUCGUCGGAGUCCAGGAGCAGCUCGACAAGGCCCUGGAGCAGAUCAAGGUCGUUGAGCAGGAGCGCGACGCGUUCAAGACUCUGGCCAAGAACGAGGAGGUCGCGCGCAUCGCCGCCGAGGGCCGCCUGCCGCUGCCUGCGCCCGCUGGCGAGGACGACGAGUUUGGUUCACCUAAGCGCAAGGCGGUGCCACGGGUCUCGCUCUCCACAAUGGACAUUGUCUCCUCGGCCGCCAGCGAGGCUGAGAUUGACGACUUGACCCGCCUGUGGCAGUGGGAGAAGAAGCGGGCGGACCGCGCAGUGGAGCAGAUCGAGUUCCUUGAGGCCGAGUGCCAGCUGAAAGUCUGCUCAUGUGCCUCUGCGCGCAAGCGGAGAAGCCUCCCCGGUUCUGUCCGCAAGGAGCGGUCCGGCCCAGUCGCCAUCGUUGACCCUGCGGACCAUAUGAUUCUUGGAAGGAAGAAGACUCCAUCGACACAGUCGCCCAGCCCUGCCAGACAUGCUGAAGUCCCGAGCAUCGCCACGACGGAAGCGCCCACGUCUCCUGUUGCCGACAAGCAGCCGAGCCCUGUACAGCAGAAGCUGCCCAAGGAGCCAAGGCGUAGCACGAUCUUUGUGCCUGCUGAGGGCAUCUUCCGCACGCUUUCACAGCAGGACCUCACAGCUCUGAACGAUGAUUCUGAGCAGAAGCAGGAGAUCCCGUCGGAGGAAGUUCAGGAGAGUCCACACUCCGUGCCAGCUUCCCCCGCGCCUACAACAGAAGCUGAGGACGAAGAAAUGUCUCGGGCUUACGCUCGGACACCAUCAGUAGAACCGCCCUCGUUCGCGAUGAUGGUCAAGGAGCGAACCUCGCUGUUGUCUCUGCUCAAUGCCCCGCGAGAGAGCGAAGCUCACUGUGAGCCUAUGACUAUCAACAUCCCCACGACCUCGGGCGAUGCGCCAAUGACCGACGCGGAGGCUGAGGAGCUCUCUGAUGCCGAGACUGUCUCGCCAGACUCGCCAGUCAAGGUCAAGGAGGAGGAGGAAGUCAUCGACGAGACAGCCGACCUCGAAGAGCGCCCUCACACAUCUGCGGCUUUCUACACUGUCACAACCACGACAACUGUGGCCGUGCGACAGGACAACGAGGAGAGCGCCGGUCCACGGAAAGUGUUCAGCUUUGCGCGUGCAGAGCCGUCCUUCGAUGUCAACAACCCGGCUCUCACGCCUACCAUGACUCGCGAGGAGGCGCUAGCUCAGAUCAAGGCCCGCCGGGGCCGGGCCAGGAGCGCGAUGCAGGGUGCCAUGACACCUCGCAAACAGAUGAUUACUGGGCUGGGAGAGAGGCGGGACAUCAGCGCGCCUGCUGGGCGUGUGACCAAGGCCAGAACUUGA